AAUGGGGAUUAGGGAUACCAGUACUGGCGAUCACGGGGACUGGAAACGCGGGGACGGAGAACACAUGAGCCGCGGUCACACGGGCAGGGGUCACGCCCCCCGCACAGACCCCUCCCCUCGGGCCGGCGGAAGCAGGCGGUGGCCCCGCGGGGAAGCGCGGAAGGGGUGGAGCUGCCCGCCCAUGGCGGCGGCCGCCUCGGGAGCUGCGCAGGGCCCGGCCGAGAGUGCGGCUGCGGGCCGCCGCAAUAGCCCCAGGGCGGGGGGCAGGUGGAGGUUGCGGAGUCGGACUCCGUCCUACUGCGACGAGUCCCUGUUCGGCACUCGGCCCGGGCAGCCGGCCUGGGCCCUGCGGAUGGGAAGAGCAGACGUAGCCAAGCUGCAUUCCCUGCUCUGGAGCCCGCCGCCGGCCCCUCGCUGCGAGCCCGGCCUUCCCUCCAGCUCCAGGUGCACCCUCCUGCCGGCCGGCCGCCCUCCAGACCUUGCUGAACGGGCCGCAGCGGGCUCUGGGGCAACUCGGCGAGGCCGGUCCUGCGUCUGUGAGCAUCUCGAGGGUUGUUCAGAUGCUGGCGUCCGGGCUGCUCCCCCCAGAGGAUGCUCGCGGUCCCUCGGCCGCUCCCAGUCCCUCAGCCGGCUGAACGCCUCUUCGGAUCGGCCUCGCCUUGCUUCAGGCAACGCCAGGGCAGAAAGGCGUGAAAACCAGGGCUCUCCUGCAGCAUCCACCGCCCCUCCAAAGUGGACUCGGUCAAAAAACGUGUGUGGGCCGCCUUCUGCUGGGAACUCCCUGGCAGGGUGUGGCUGCAAAGCCAAGCCUCCCUGGCGGUAAAAUGAAACCUUGCUCCAUGUGUACGUACAGCCCUCACCUGUGUGACCUGGGGAUUGACCACCUGGCGAGGAUGCCUGCGAGGACCUGGGGCUGAUGGAGAGCACAAGAGCAGGGCUGUGCCAUGCAGGAGGAUGAACGGAGUGAUCACAGCACUGGUUGGACAAUGACCUGGGCAGGAGGGAGUCCUGCAGCAGUGGAGUGGGAUGGCUGUGAUGGCAAAAGCAACUUCCACCAGCCAGCAAUCCUCAGAAAAGAUGAGGUAAUGAGUCAGAUUCCUUUUGCCUACGGAGUCUGGCCAGGAAUGCAGAGCCACAGGGGAGAGGACCACCUCCAGCAGAGGUCCAGCUGCAGGCACAGGUGCAGGUCCACCAUAGCUCAGGCUGGGGUGGAGAACUCAGGUGGAGCUCCAGGAGCAGUUGAUGCUAGGCAAGGUUCCUGGAGACACUGGGUGAAGAGUCUAGAGGGCAAGAAGCAUGAGGGGCAGCUGAGGUUGCUUUUGGGUAGUCGGGUGGAGUCAUGAGAUGGACUUGAUAAUCUUUGUGGGUCCCUUCCAACUCGGGCUAUUCUGUGAUCCUUGGCAACCACUGAUUUCAACAGAUGCUUGUGAUUAGGAAGCGCUGACUGGACUCUUUAUGUCAAAAAACGUGAUUUGUAUUGAAGGUUAUGAGUACUGUUGCAGCAAUGCCAUGUUCUAACCAAAUAAAUGAUCAAAGGGAAAUCUG
This is a messenger RNA of Numida meleagris (helmeted guineafowl), 1545 nucleotides long. RefSeq names its product RBPJ interacting and tubulin associated 1 (gene RITA1). The transcript has 2 exons. Gene Ontology annotation, molecular function: tubulin binding. Lineage: Eukaryota; Metazoa; Chordata; Aves; Galliformes; Numididae. Gene Ontology annotation, cellular component: nucleus; cytoplasm. The record is from RefSeq and is a predicted model, not a curated record. The coding region runs from base 2 to 823 and encodes 273 amino acids. Gene Ontology annotation, biological process: nuclear export; negative regulation of Notch signaling pathway; Notch signaling pathway.